AUGAAAAAAGUCGUGUUGUUACCAGGCUUUGAUCAUUUUGAAAACAAUAACGAAAAAACAUCAACAAGUAAAGUUGAAGAUUUGAUAACCAAAGAUCAAGGUCCAAUUGGAGAGUCAAAGGUCAUAGACAGGAUGUCUAGUAGAAGAGAGGAGCUAGAGGCAAAGAGACAGAGGCUCCAGGAGCUCAGGAGGCAGCGUGAGGAGAAACAGAAGGAGCAGAGCCAAAGUCAAUCCACCACUGUUAAUGAAGGCGCUAAAGAAGAAGAUAUCAAUAGUUUGGUUGGCAAGUUGGUUGGUGAUAGAGUACCAUCCUCAGCUCCAUCAAGCUCAGGGUCGAUAGAGGCUAAUGGAGACGCUAAUUCUGGCUCAAUAAAGAAAACUGCUGUUUAUAAGUCAAUUUCUAUCCAGACGAAUGAGAUCCAAGAAGUGAAGAAACCUGAAAAGAUCACAUACAAUAAGAGUGUCCAAACGCAUCAAUUGAUUGAACCUAGUGACAAUGAAGCCGAAAAUGAACCAAAAGAAUUGGAUGAGAAAGCUAUUGAAGGCACAGUAACGGAAACUUCUGAAGAUAUACCGUCUGAAAAUUUGACACAAGAUGAUCAAAUUGACACCGUUGUAAAUGUUGACGAAUCACUGUUGACAAGCUUCUUCAAUAAAUCAUUCAAAAUAAUUAACAGGGUCAUUGACGAAGAGAAAGAUAUUCUCAAGACAUACAAAGAUACAAACCAAGAAACACAGACUGAAGCUGCAUAUUAUCAGGAAUUAGCGUCUUUAAAAUUUGACCAGGGUAUUUUUGCAAUUGAUACAUCCAAUUUCUUCCCAGAGUUAAUAUUGAUAUCAUGUGGGAAAUCAGUAUGGGUAUACAACACAAAUUUCAAAAAAUUUGAAUACAACUUUAACACUUCAACAGCUAUAGUUAAUAUCCAAUUUUCACAUUUUAAAUCAAACAUUAUUUUCGGAACAGGUUAUAAUGGUAAAUUGUUCAGCUGGAAUUUGGAAUCAGACUCAAAACUACCAUACCUUGUAUCAUCGACAAAUCCAAUGAAUCAUUCAUAUCCUGUGCUCUCAUUAAAUCAAACAAAUGAAAACAAUGGUACUUUGAUAUCGGCAUCAACUGAUGGUAGAAUAUGUACUUGGACAACAUCCAUGUUAUCAAAACCAAUUUCACCUCCAAUUGACUUGAAAUCACCCAAAUCAUUAUCAUUGAGAUUUGAUGAACUUUCACCAACUUCUGUUAUAAAUUUGCCCAAUGAUCAUGGUUUUCUAAUUGUCGGUUGUGAAGAUGGUAAUAUCUAUAGAGUCAAGAGAUUUGAUAAUGAAGUUAUUGGAAACCCUGAUAAUCGUUAUGAUAAGAUUUAUCAUAAGCACAAAGGUCCCAUUACCUCAUUAAAUCAUUCAGAUGAAUUCACAAAUUUAUUUAUAUCGAGUUCUUUUGACUGGACAGUAUCGUUAUGGGAUGUUAAUCAACCAGAAUCUCCAUUAUUGACCAUUUACAGAAAUAAUGCAAUUCCACAAGCAAGUUGGAGAAAUGGUCAUUCUACACAAUUAGCUUUUAUACAUGGAAAUGUUUUUGAAUUGUUAGAUUUAAGUGUUGAUUCAGUUAUUCCAAUUUUAAAAAUAAGUUUUGGUAAAUUAUUGAAUAAAUUUUCAUUUGAUAAAAACGGUUCAACUGUUAUCUUGGGAUCUGUUGAUGGUGAUGUUAAGAUAUUUGAUAUAUUGUUGAAAGAAGAAGCAUCCGAAGUAGGGAGAUUUAAAAGGUUGUAUGUUAAUGGGAAGGUAUAG
This is a messenger RNA of Hansenula ciferrii, 1782 nucleotides long. Its product is annotated as dynein intermediate chain. Gene Ontology annotation, biological process: transport along microtubule. Gene Ontology annotation, molecular function: dynein heavy chain binding; dynein light chain binding. Gene Ontology annotation, cellular component: cytoplasmic dynein complex. The transcript has a single exon. The record is from RefSeq and is a predicted model, not a curated record. The coding region runs from base 1 to 1782 and encodes 593 amino acids. Lineage: Eukaryota; Fungi; Ascomycota; Saccharomycetes; Phaffomycetales; Wickerhamomycetaceae.